AUGUCAUAUGAACAAGAAGAAAAUACAGAUAGUUUUCGUUUUACUCGACGUAAAAAACAAAAUCGUCGAGUUUUAUCGAAUAAUUCAACACACAUAGAAAAACAAAUAACAUUUAAUCAAGAACAAUUAUUAAAAAAUCUUGAAAAUAAAAUAAAUAUUAUUCGUACAAGUUAUUUUUGGUUACAAUUUCAUGACUAUUUUCUUCAAUGGAUUAAUCGUCAAUUAACAUCAAUUGAUAUCUUAUGUUAUGGUCUUGGACAUAUAAGUCAAUCGAUAUCAUCACAAUAUCAAUAUGCAUUAUUAAAAUUAAUUGAAGAAAUUUUUCAAAAUAAAAUUCAAACUAUUUAUCUUUAUGAUCCUAUAUGGACAAAAGAUGAAUAUGAUUAUCUUCGAUUAGAUAAUAAAUAUUCAAAAUAUGAAAUUUUAAUUGAAAAUAAUCAAGCAUAUCAAACAAUAAAUCGUUCAUCAUUUAUUUAUAUACCAUUUUGUUCAAAACCUAUACAUAAUAAUUUACUUUAUUCAAAUUGGAAUAAAGAGAAUUUAAAGAAAAUAUUAUUCUAUGGAAAUAGUUUUGAAAAAUUUUCUCAUGAAGUACAGUUUAAUACGGGAAAAUAUUUUUAUAUUUAUCAAACAACAAGUUUUCUAACGGAAAUUUCAUUACCGUUAUUUGAACAUUAUACAAAUACAUUCAAUGAACAAGUCUUAACAUCAUUUGAUCGAACGAGUGUAACUGUCAAAGGUCAUCGUCAUGAACAAGCUUAUUCAUUUCGUUUAGAAGAUAAAGGUGCUAUACAAUCUAUUAAAUUCAAUCCUGAUCUAUCCGUAUUAGCAAUAAAACGUAAUUCAAAUUCCGUUGAAUUUCUUAAUUUUGCACCUAUACCACAAACACCUUUAUCACCACGUACAUCAAUGUCAAGCACAGCUGUAAUACUUCAACCAGAUACAAUUGAAUAUUCACAAUUAUCAAAAGCAAAAGCAAGUAAAUUAUAUGAUUUUAAUUGGUUAUCUGAUAAAGAAAUUGUUUUCAUAACGGAUCAAUCUAUUGAACAUUAUUUAUUAAGUUCAGAAAAACGUACAUUACGUCCACUUAAACAUCAUUCAAUACCAAAUAUAAAUUGGCCAUUAUUUUUUCGUGAAAUGAAUCUUUUACUUGUAUCAGCUGGUUCACCAUCGGGUAAUUCAUUAGUACCAUUUUCAUUUCAUAAAACCCAACAACAACAAUUAAUUAAAUUACCUAAAUUCGAUGUUGAUUUACCACAAGCAACAGCUAGUACACGAUCAAAUUCUAUAGCAUCAAAUUCAUCAACACAGUCAACAAGUAAACGAUGUUAUGAACUUACUGAACGUGAUUGUAUGCUUGCAACUGUCUAUGGAAAAUCAUAUCUAUUAGUUAUUCGUCAAUUAUUUCGAGUUGCUGGACAAGGAUCAGUUGAAGUCGUACUCUAUCAAAUAGAAGAUGAUCAUAAACCUGCACAAAAACGUCAUAUAUUACGAUUAAAUUUACAUGGUAAAUGUGCAUUAAAUGUUGUUGAUAAUCUUAUUUUAAUACAUCAUCAACCAACAAAAGCAACAUAUAUUUAUGAUAUAGAAGAAAAAUGUACUUCACAAUAUGAUGGUUAUCAAACCAUUCAUGAACCAUUACUUUCUCAACUUUCAAUACAACCAGUUAAUGUUAAUUGGCAAUUACUUUCAUCAUCGAUAUCACCAACAUUAACAACAAUUGAACUUUAUUCAUCGAAUUGGAUUGUUUUUCUACCGAAUGUUAUUAUUGAUGUUAAAAUGGGUUGUUUAUGGUAUUUAUUAAUUAAUUUAGAUUAUUUACUUGAUAUUAUAACAGAUCGUUUACUUUUAAUUGAUAUUUUAUUAAGACGUGCAAAUGGUAAAGCAUCAAUACUUACUUUAUUACGAACAUUAUUAACAAAUAUAAUUGCACCCGUUGAAAUUGAUUCAAAUAAUACAUCAAAUAUAAGUCCAAGUAAUGUACUUGAUUGGUGGAUUGAAAUGAUUGAUCGUAUAAAUCGUGUUUUUAUUGAAAAUUCACCAAAUCGUCCGUUAUUAGAUCAAUCCGAUAUAUAUUCAGUACUUUCAUUAUUUUCAACCAUUGUAUCAAUAACAUCAAUAGGAAAUUCAACAGCAUAUCAUCGUUCAUUAUCGAUUGCAUCUAAUGAUACAACAUUAGAUGAUCAAGAUCAGACAAAUUCAUUAAAAUUUGCUACAAGUAUUGUUAUUGAAUAUAUUCGUUCAUUAAUUGAUUAUAAUAUUCCCGUGCAAUAUUUUAUUUAUGAAUUACUUGUUAAUUUACUUGUAAAAAAUAAUCAAUUUUUUCAAUUACAACAAUUAAUUCAAUAUCAAGUUUUAACAGAUUCAUUACAAUUAGCUUGCUUGCUUCUUUCGCUUUCGAAUAAACAACAACCAACAACUCAAAUAGCACUUGAUAUGCUUAAACGUUUAACAAAUGCUAACGAAGAAAUUGUUGAAAUUCUUCUUGGACAUAAUUAUAUAAUUGAAGCACUUCAUUUUUGUGUCGAUCAUUUGCCAUUAACACGAACAUUAGCACGAAAACUUUUAGAAGCAGCAAUAAAAUCUGAUGAAAUUUUAUCAUCAUCAACAACAACAACAAAUCAGAAAAUAUUAUUUUUUACUGUUUAUACAUUUUUUGAAGAAUAUUUUCAACGAACAACAACAAUAAGUGCAUUAGCUCAAUCAACAAAUUCAAAUGAACAAAAAGAUGAACUUGAAAUGUUUAAAACAUUAUUUAAUUCACAUUUUCGUAAUCAAGAAUCAGAUGUUGCUAAUAUUCAAUGA
Messenger RNA from Adineta steineri, 2805 nucleotides. The record is from the annotation of a GenBank genome assembly. Lineage: Eukaryota; Metazoa; Rotifera; Eurotatoria; Adinetida; Adinetidae.